Zygotorulaspora mrakii is the source of this 1008-nucleotide messenger RNA. It is a transcript of the gene CMG1, whose product is annotated as Cmg1p. Gene Ontology annotation, cellular component: kinetochore. Lineage: Eukaryota; Fungi; Ascomycota; Saccharomycetes; Saccharomycetales; Saccharomycetaceae. The record is from RefSeq and is a predicted model, not a curated record. The transcript has a single exon. Bases 1 to 1008 code for a protein of 335 amino acids.
AUGUCAAAGAAAAGGCCUUCGAAAGACUUGGAGGACUUUGAAUCAUUGAAAAAUAGGCUUACUAAGAAGCAUUUGAAGAGGAGUGAGAAUGGCAGCUCCGAUCAUAGCAGGAUUGGCAAUAGUGAUCAUCAAAGUGAAGCAGGAACUGAAGAAGAGAAAGGAGCGGAAAGCACUACGGAAGCAGGAGCAGGACGAAGCGUCAACAGCAGCUUCUCAGAUGGUAGACGAUGGCAAAACAGAAGUUGGAAGCAUUUCGCAUUCGGUGGAAAAGCUGUAAACCCCUUGGAAGUUGACGCUAAAGAAGAUUUACCAAAAAUAAUGCCGCGAGGUUUUCAAAUAAUGGCAAAUAUGGGCUACAAAGUAGAUGAUAGUUUAGAUAUAACAUUAAAGUUAGCUCGCAUGCCUGAUUUUUCUCUACGGAGUCAAAGUAGAAAGGGCCUGCGAGGGAAUGAGACUGUUGAACACAGGAACAGGCUAAGUAGUAAUAAAAUGACAAAUAAGAAGAUUGGUAUCUUGCAAUCAUUGCAAGAGAUAGCGUUUGAGAUGACAGGUGAUAUGAACAUAUACGCUCCGGGACAGGAUCCAAGGGACUUCAAUGUGCUUUGGAGAAGUUACGUGAGACAGCUCAACGGCUAUAUCGUCAAGAAACCAAUCAUCACAGAACCUGACACCGAGGAAGAAUUACGGCUAGAAGAAGUACACGAGAUUGAUGGUCACCUAAAAAUUAUCAGCACUGAGGAAGGAGAAGAGGCAGAGGAGGAUGUUUCCGUAGAUGAUCAGAAUAAUCGUAUUUCCUCUUUAGAGGUAGAGUUUCUACCAGACGACUAUGAUGGGGAAGACGAGGAGCUGGACCUCUUUCUGCACCUCGAUAUAGAUGAGCAGAUCAUGAAAAUACACAUAUUCUUGCGUUCUGAACUCUAUUAUUGUUUUUAUUGCGGAAAGAAAUAUCAAAGUGACCAAGAGAUGUUUGAAAAUUGUCCUGGGAUCAUAGAAGAUGACCAUAAAUGA